Messenger RNA from Cyclocybe aegerita, 1935 nucleotides. Lineage: Eukaryota; Fungi; Basidiomycota; Agaricomycetes; Agaricales; Hemipholiotaceae. The record is from the annotation of a GenBank genome assembly.
AUGCGUCGCAACAUCAUCGACCGUCGCAACAUCCUUGUCCUCUCCCUCUUCAGUGGGGGUGAAGUUCUCAACCUAAUGAACAUCUACUCUGAUGAUCAGCACACAGCCAUUGAGCACCUUGCUGCUUGUGUGCAUUCUCUACCACCUUUCAUUUAUAUGGCUGGUGAUUUCAAUUGCGUUUUGAUGACUUGGGAUGACUAUGAGCAUGGCGAGUCAUCAACAGCAAUAUCCCUGCGGGACACUGCAUCUCAGAUCGGCCUCGAGUGGGCACGACCUUCUAACCACAGACCGACUAGGAUCAGUCCCAAUCCAUAUCAGAGAUCCAAUCUGUUGGAUCUUGUAUUCUUAGCUCCAUCUGAGAUCUUGAUCUCGAUGCCCAGAUUGGAGCACAAUUUCCAGGGUCCAUCAGAUCAUGUCCCGAUCUGCACAGAUCUUGAUAUCGGUCCUGAACUGCCUGGAUCUGGGCGACGGACAAUUAAACCCAGAAGCGAGGCUGAAAAGUCUUUCAUUUCAGAUAUUCUCCGGGACCUUGCAGCUAUUCCUGUCACAGCCCCGGCAACCAAGGAAGGCGUUGAAGCUUUAGCCGAUGCUAUUGCAACGGCGUUAUCAGACGCAUGGCUUGCCCAUUCGACCAAGUCCAAACCUACCAAGCGCUCCAAGUCCUGGUGGACGGACGAGUGCUUGGAGACAUUCGGAGUAUAUCAGCUGAGCCGCUCGCUCGCUGAUUACAACAAAUUCAAGAAGGUGUGUAAGGACGCCAAGCGUGACUUCUUCAAUGAACGCAUCACAGAGAUCGCUACUUCCCACAAGCGCCCGUGGGACCUAAUGGAAUGGGUCAAGCAGUGCAAGCUACCACCCUGUGAGGCUAUUCGCAAUGGCGACCAGUCUUGUCAUGAUAUGGACGACCUUUGGGAUGCCCUACACAGCACGUACAACUCGGCCUCAGGUCGUGAUGGGCUGACAUUUCAGCAUGAGUUGUUGAGCGCCCUUAAGGGGUGCUCUAACUCCUCUGCACCAGGACCAGACCAUGUUACAUGGGUCCACCUAAAGGAGUUGCUCAAGGAUAAACAUGUCCUUGCACUCUUCAUUGUGCUGGCCAAUGCUUGCCUUCGGGUGGGACAUUGGCUGCAUAUAUUCAAGGAGUCGCUGUUGGUUAUUGUUCCGAAGCCAAACAAGCCCUCCUAUGCAGUCCCAAAGGCCUUCAGGCCUAUAGUACUCCUCAUCACUUUCAGUAAACUUAUUGAAAAGAUGAUAGCCAAUAGGAUACAGUUUGACGCUGUCAAACAUGAUAUCUUUCAUCCAAACCAACUUGGCAGUAUCCGCCAGAGGUCCACUGAGGACGCUGGAUUGAUUCUGACUCAUCUCGUGCGAGUGGGGUGGGUUAAGGGUCUCCAGAGUAGCACGCUGGCUUUUGACAUCACACAGUUCUUCCCUUCUAUCAACCAUGAGAUGUUCAUGGCUGUCCUGCACAAGCAAGGGUUUUCGCCAAUAUUGGUGGAUUUCUUUGCUUCUUACCUUGUUGGGCACUCCACAGUCUACUGUUGGAACACCUUCCAAUCUGACUUGCGGUCUGCAGACGUGGGUGUCAGGCAGGGCUCUGCUCUCUCACCUGUUAUCUCAGGACUCUUCAUUGCUCUGGUGAUGAAGCUCUUCUACAUUAAGGCAGCGCUGCUCAACAUGAUGCUACUCUCCUUUGUGGAUGAUGGGACCAUUUUGGCCCAAUCCAAACAACUCGAUAAUAAUAAUGUAGGCCUGUGUAAGGCCUACAAAAUUAUCUACCUUCUCUUUGUUGCAUUCGCACUGGUUCUUGAACACGACAAGACCGAGUUGUUUCACUUUUCGUGUCGACGAGACGCCUAUAAUCCCUCGCUGGAUUUGGGGUAUGCCCCACAUACCGGCACUACACCUUUGAAGCCCAAGACCUAUUGGAGGUAG